AUGGGGGAGCCCAGCUUCCAUUGCCACCCGGCCCCCGAGGGCUGCUGCCUGCAGCUCCACGAAACCGUGGUCAUUCUGGUAGCCUUGAUCAUCUUGGUGCAUCUGGCCCUCAAGUUAGCCGCAGUGUUGGGAACUUCAUCCCUGCCAAAUAAAAAAAGAGGGCGGGGAGGGGCCCCUUCAAAACUGCUGUGGAAGUGUUUUGUGCCCCGGAACGUCGGCCGUUUUGAACGCCUGCUUCACUCUCUCCUCCUCCUCCUCCUCCUCCUCCCAGAGCCUGAGAAGGGCAAGAUCAUCGUCCCGGGCAAGGUGAAGGCCGCCCGCGCCCUAAGGUCCCCGUCGACCCAGUGGUCGGAAGAGCCAGACGCCCCCUGCCCACGGCGCCCACAGCAGCAGCAGCAGCCCGGUCGGCGCCGGCGCGAGAGCAGCUCCCCACAGCGUCGCUGCCUCCACUGCACUCUGGAGCCCCUUAAAGUCACCAUGGACUUGCGGAGCAACGAGGAGCGCUUCCCACUUUGCCGGGAGGAUCACCGGCGGCUCGGGCGCCGGCCCUGCCCAGACUGCCCGCCGUGCCACCACCCGCCGCGCUACUACAACUGCGACUGCGAGAGCAAGCCGCCUCAGCAGCCGCGGCCGCGCACCGCCUCGGCCCCGUCGGCCUACACCGUCACCCGCUGCCGCGACGUGGCCUGCGGCUCCUCCGACCCCAUGCUGGCCGCCGACGGCAACGAGCAUCGGGCCAGCGUCGGCGUGGGCACCGCCGACUGCUACCCGCGAGCGCCGCAGACGGGCCCGGAGGCCCAGUUCCGCGCCCUUGUGACGGCCGACCAAGAGAUCGAGUACAACGCGGGCAUCACGCCGCGCUCGCGCAGGCCACCCAAAGUCUACAUCUACCCGGUCCACCCGCAGACGCCGCCGGGGAGCCGCUCGGCCAGCCCCGAGAGGAACUUCCGGCGGCGCGGGACGGUGGCGCCCGUCGCCCUGGAAGAGCCGCAGGACUACGAAGUUCGACAGCCGCCGCCGCGUCGGAAGGCCCGCGACUCGGACCAGCCGGUCAGCCUGCCGGUGCCGGCGCCCCGCUUCCACUCCGCCAGCAGCAGCGCCCCGGGCCAAGGCGUGCAGACGGAGGCCCCAAACGUCAAGCCGCAGGCCAUCGGCGCCUCGGACUGGGUGUACCAUCCCUUGAAAUAACUGCAGGCUCGGGCGAGACGGAAAGCCGUCAGGGGGACGGCCUGACAGCCCCCCGCCCCGGUUUAACGCAUCUUUGGUUUGGGACAUCCAAUAAAAGGCAACUCCAUCCAUCACGUGCUGGUUCUGCAA
Messenger RNA from Rhineura floridana, 1317 nucleotides. RefSeq lists its product as uncharacterized. The transcript has 2 exons. The record is from RefSeq and is a predicted model, not a curated record. Bases 1 to 1188 code for a protein of 395 amino acids. Lineage: Eukaryota; Metazoa; Chordata; Lepidosauria; Squamata; Rhineuridae.